This is a messenger RNA of Quercus robur (English oak), 5652 nucleotides long. RefSeq lists its product as uncharacterized. Gene Ontology annotation, cellular component: cytoplasm; nucleus. Gene Ontology annotation, molecular function: molecular adaptor activity. Bases 81 to 5543 code for a protein of 1820 amino acids. Lineage: Eukaryota; Viridiplantae; Streptophyta; Magnoliopsida; Fagales; Fagaceae. Gene Ontology annotation, biological process: proteasome assembly. The record is from RefSeq and is a predicted model, not a curated record. The transcript is spliced from 35 exons.
ACUUCUCUCCAUCGUUUCUUCCUCAGGAAACUCAGGAGUUGGAUUGUUUCUCAAGAAAACGAAAACGAAAGCAAAAGAAAAUGGCAUCGUCGAAAUCAUCAACACCACCACCAGGGGGAACUACCGAUGCAGAGAGAGAAAAAGCGUUGGAUCAAUUGCUCACUGUCUUGGCUUUCUGCGAAGACGACAAACUCCAUAUCUUGCUCAGCAGGCUUCUCCCUUUCGCUAUUUCCUCUCUAUCUUUUCAAUCCUCCCUAGUCCGCAACAAGGUUCUUGAGAUAUUGAGUCAUGUAAACAAGAGAGUGAAACAUCAGCCUGAGAUUGCUUUACCGCUAUUGGAGUUAUGGAAAAUGUAUUCAGAAGCCAAUGCUGCUCCAAUGGUUAGAAAUUUUUGCAUUGUGUAUAUUGAAAUGGCAUUUGAACGUGUUCAAGCAAAGCAAAAAGAAGAGUUGGCACCUAUGCUUUUGGUGAACAUUUCAAAGCUUCCUCUUCAGCACCAAGAGAUUAUCCUGAGAAUUGCAACCAAGGUGAUUGGUGAAUGUCAUUCAAGUCAAAUUGAUGAUGAAGUUACUGCCAAGUAUAGAUCAAUAAAUGAUUCUCAGGAUAGGGAGCUCUUCAUUGAAUUUUGUCUUCAUACAGUUUUGUAUCAACCACCAUCUCAAAGUGGAGGAUGUCCACCUGGACUUUCAAUUGCUCAAGCCAGUCGUGUUAGUGGGAAAAAUCAAUUGAAAAGCGAUAUGCUUUUAACGACAAAGUUGGGGAUCUUGAAUGUUAUUGAAGCCAUGGAGUUCGCCCCUGAGCUUGUUUAUCCUAUAUAUGUGGCUGCUUGUGUAGAUUGGCAGGAGCCUGUUGUUAAGAGAGGGGAGGAGCUUUUAAAGAAGAAGGGUUCUGGUGCGAAUUUAGAGAAUCCCAACCUGAUAAACAAACUAUUUAUAUUAUUUAAUGGUAAUGUUGGAGCAGAAAAUGUUGAACCAGAUUUAAGAGUCAAUCCUGGGAAUCCUGCUCUUAAAUCCAGACUGAUGUCUAUUUUCUGCCAUUCUGUAAUGGCCGCAAACAGUUUCCCAUCAACUUUGCAGUGCAUAUUUGGCUGCAUAUAUGGAAGUGGUACCACAUCAAGGUUGAAGCAGUUGGGAAUGGAGUUUACUGUCUGGGUAUUUAAACACGCAAAAAUUGAUCAACUUAAGCUUAUUGGCCCAGUUAUACUCACUGGAAUCCUGAAGUCACUUGACAGUUAUUCAGAUUCAAAAUCAGAUGCUACUGCUAGGGACACCAAGACUUUUGCUUUUCAAGCAAUUGGGUUGUUAGCACAGCGCAUGCCUCAACUUUUCAGUGGUAAGAUCGACAUGGCUCUACGUCUUUUUGAUGCAUUGAAAGUAGAGGAUCAGUCUCUUCGUUUCAUUGUUCAAGAAGCAACCAAUUCCCUUGCUGCAGCAUACAAGGAAGCCCCUGCAACAGUGCUAAGGGAUUUGGAAACUCUUUUACUGAAAAGUUCUCAAGAGGAAAAAAGUGAAGUACGGUUCUGUGCUCUGAGAUGGGCUACUUCUUUAUAUGAUAUGCAACAUUGCCCAAGUCGGUUUAUUUGUAUCCUUGGAACUGCAGAUUCUAAGUUGGACAUAAGGGAAAUGGCACUUGAAGGCCUUUUUCCUGAUAAAGAUGAAGGACGGAUAAUGACUCAAAGUCUUGAUCUUCGAUACCCAAAACUUGGUGUCAUGCUAGAUUAUAUUCUUAAGCAGCAACCGAAGUUGUUAGAGUCCAAUGAAACAAGGGAACAUAAGCUUCUUUUCCCAUCAAAAACAUAUGUGGCUAUGAUUAAAUUUUUGUUGAAGUGCUUCGAGUCAGAGUUGGAACUGAACAACUCUCUAGAAGGAUCAUCUGAAUUUCAGUCUUCAGUGGAAGCAAUGUGUUUAUUACUAGAGCAUGCUAUAUCCUUUGAAGGCUCUGUUGAGUUGCAUGCCAAUGCUUCCAAAGCAUUGAUAGAUAUUGCAUGUCACUUUCCAAAGAUGAUUGCUUCACACUAUGCACUUAAGUUGUCAUGGCUGAAGGCACUACUUAGUCAUGUGGACUUGGAUACUCGUGAAUCUGUCGCACGCUUACUUGGAAUAGCUUCCUCUGCUCUUCCUAUGCCUGCAGCAUCUGCUUUUAUUCAUGAGCUGAUUGCCUCAAUCAGUGGAACACACAAGUUAAGGUUUGAGACUCAGCAUGGAGCAUUAUGUGCAAUAGGAUAUAUUACUGCAGAUUGCAUGUCUAGAACGCCUACUAUUCCAGAGACAUUAUUUCAGACUACUCUUAAGUGCCUGGUUGAUGUUGUUGUUUCAGAGACUGCCACACUGGCCUCAAUUGCAAUGCAGGCACUAGGUCAUAUUGGGCUGCGUGUUUCAUUGCCUCCACUUAUUAAUGAUUCUAGUUCAGUUGACAUUCUGACGGUUUUACAUGAAAAGUUGAGGAAGCUACUUUCUGGUGAUGAUAUUAAAGCGAUUCAGAAGAUUGUUAUUUCCAUUGGACAUAUAUGUGUAAAGGAAACAGCAUCCUCACAUCUAAAUAUCGCCCUUGAUUUGAUUUUCAGUCUUAGCCGGUCUAAGGUUGAAGAUAUCCUCUUUGCUGCUGGGGAGGCUCUAUCAUUUUUGUGGGGUGGUGUUCCUGUGACUGCCGAUGCGAUUCUCAAAACUAACUAUACUUCACUUUCCAUGUUUUCAAACUUCCUUACUGGAGAUGUGACCUCAUCACUUGCAAAAUAUGGCCCUGUUGAGAAAGGCAAAGUGAAUGAUGAUUGUCAUGCCAUGGUUAGAGAUGCAAUUACUAGAAAGCUUUUUGACGUUCUUUUAUACAGUACCAGAAAAGAAGAGCGCUGUUCCGGAACUGUCUGGUUGCUAUCACUUACAAUGUAUGCUGGCCAUCACCCAGCCAUUCAACAAAUGCUUCCUGAAAUUCAGGAGGCUUUCUCACACUUACUAGGUGAACAGAAUGAACUUACACAGGAGUUGGCCUCUCAUGGCAUGAGUAUUGUGUAUGAAAUUGGUGAUGCAGCAAUGAAGGAAAACUUGGUCAAUGCACUUGUAAGCACUCUGACUGGUUCAGGGAAGAGAAAAAGAGCCAUCAAGCUUGUUGAAGACUCUGAAGUGUUUCAAGAGGGGACUAUUGGUGAAAAUCUAAGUGGAGGGAAAUUGAGCACUUAUAAGGAGCUUUGCAGCUUAGCAAAUGAGAUGGGGCAACCCGACUUAAUCUAUAAGUUUAUGGAUCUUGCUAAUUAUCAAGCUUCUUUGAAUUCCAAGAGGGGUGCAGCUUUUGGGUUUUCCAAGAUAGCAAAGCAGGCAGGGGAUGCUCUUACACCAUAUUUACGCUCAUUGAUUCCAAGGCUUGUUCGUUACCAAUAUGAUCCUGAUAAAAAUGUCCAGGAUGCAAUGGCCCACAUCUGGAAGUCACUAGUAACAGACUCAAAGAAAACCAUUGAUGAAAACUUGGACCUCAUUAUUGAUGAUUUGUUAAUACAAUGUGGAUCGAGGCUUUGGCGUUCACGUGAGGCAUCCUGUCUUGCCCUUGCAGAUAUCAUCCAAGGACGAAAAUUUGAUCAGGUCGGAAAGCAUUUGAAGAAAUUAUGGUCAGCAGCAUUUCGAGCCAUGGAUGACAUAAAAGAGACAGUUCGUACUUCUGGUGAUAAAUUAUGCCGUUCUGUAACUUCAUUAUCUAAGAGGCUUUGUGAUGCAUCCUUAACUGAAAUCUCAGAUGCAAGUCAAGCCAUGAAUAUUGUUCUUCCUUUUUUGCUUGUGGAAGGCAUAUUAAGUAAAGUUGACAGUAUCCGUAAGGCAUCUAUCGAAGUUGUUACAAAACUAGCGAAGGGUGCAGGAAUUGCAGUUCGUCCACAUUUAUCUGAUUUAGUUUGCUGCAUGCUGGAAAGUUUAUCAAGCCUUGAAGACCAAGGGCUCAAUUAUGUUGAGUUGCAUGCAGCAAAUGUUGGAAUACAAACAGAGAAGCUCGAACAUUUGAGAAUUUCGAUUGCAAAAGGCUCUCCCAUGUGGGAAACUCUUGACAUAUGCAUAAAUGUUGUAGAUACUGAAUCAUUAGAUCCAUUGGUUCCUCGUCUUGCUCAAUUGGUACGCUCUGGAGUAGGCCUCAAUACCAGGGUUGGUGUUGCCAGCUUUAUUACCUUACUAGUUCAAAAUGUUGGAGCUGAUAUCAGACCGCAUAUAAGCAUGCUAUUGAGGCUGUUGUUUCCAGUUGUUACAGAGGAGAAAAGUGUUGCAGCAAAGCGUGCCUUUGCCAAUGCUUGUGCUAUUGUUCUUAAGCAUGCAACACCCCUUCAGGCUCAAAAGUUAAUUGAAGAAACUGCAGCUUUACAUACUGGUGACAGGAAUGCUCAAAUUUCGUGUGCAAUUUUAUUAAAAAGCUAUUCAUCCAUGGCCUCAGAUGUCGUGAGUGGAUAUCAUGCAGCAAUUGUUCCAGUUAUCUUUCUUUCAAGGUUUGAGGAUGACAAGUAUAUUUCUGGCUUAUUUGAGGAGUUGUGGGAAGAAAAUAUAAGUGGUGAACGCAUCACCCUCCAGUUGUACUUGGGGGAAAUUGUUUCUCUCAUAUGCGAGAGCAUUACAUUGUCAUCAUGGGCAAGUAAAAGAAAGUCAGCCCUAGCAAUUUGCAAGCUUAGUGAAGUUUUGGGUGAAUCCAUGUCAUCUUAUUAUCAAAUUUUGCUCCAAUCUCUUAUGAAGGAAGUUCCUGGCCGCUUAUGGGAGGGGAAGGAUGCUCUAUUGAAUGCUUUAGGUGCCCUCUCUGCAUCAUGCCAUGCAGCAAUCUCCACUGGAGAUCCUGCCAGUCCCAAUGCCAUUUUGAGUUUGGUAUCUUCUGCGUGCACAAAAAAAGUGAAGAAAUACCGUGAAGCAGCUUUCUCCUGUCUUGAACAGGUCAUAAAAGCCUUUGGUCUUCCAGAGUUCUUCAAUUUGGUCUUUCCUUUGUUAUUUGAUAUGUGUAAUAUGGCUGCACUCAAUAAGUCUGGGCAAGCACCCUUGGCAAGUGAUGCUGCUACAAAAGAAUCAGAAGCUGCUGAAGAUGUAUCUAUUCCACAUGAGAAAAUAUUGGACUGCAUGACGUCUUGCAUCCAUGUUGCACAUAUAAAUGAUAUUCUUGAACAGAAAAAGAACAUAUUGCACAUCUUCAUAACUUCCCUGUCACCUGGAUCUCCAUGGACAGUCAAAACAUCAGUGUUUACAUCAAUCAAAGAACUUUGUUCAAGACUCAACAAGGCUUCUGUUGACUUUCACGGAACUUCCCUUCAUGCCAACAUAACUUCUUUAGUUCAGGAGUUGUUUCACUCAGUGUCACCUGAGGUAGUCCAAUGCAUAAGCACAGUAAAGAUUGCCCAGGUUCACAUCACUGCUUCAGAGUGCCUUCUGGAAAUCACCAAGUUGUUCGGAGACCUUCCAUCAGCGCAUUUGAUAGAUGUAGGGUUUAAGAAUGAGAUUCUUAAUCAGCUUGGGGUGGAGAAGAAUGGGGAGGCAAGGUCAUUGUUAAAAAGAUGCAUCGAUAUACUUGAAAACUUGAAAAUCGAAAAUGUCCAAUAAACUUGAAAUUGGUACAGCAUGAAGCCAAUGAACCUGUUGAAGCUCAUAAUUAAAUUUGCAAUGACAUUCUAUUUUAUUUUGAGUUAAUAUAUCAUGCAAUUUAGAAUUA